Ostrea edulis (European flat oyster) is the source of this 3875-nucleotide messenger RNA. RefSeq names its product serine/threonine-protein kinase Nek8-like. The coding region runs from base 26 to 2095 and encodes 689 amino acids. The record is from RefSeq and is a predicted model, not a curated record. Gene Ontology annotation, biological process: protein phosphorylation. The transcript has 17 exons. Lineage: Eukaryota; Metazoa; Mollusca; Bivalvia; Ostreida; Ostreidae. Gene Ontology annotation, molecular function: ATP binding; protein kinase activity.
GAAUUGUCAUAAACAAAAUCUGAUCAUGGAAAAGUAUGAAAAAAUUCGAGUGGUCGGCAGGGGAGCUUAUGGAACUGUGCACCUUUGUCAGAGAUUGGCUGACAAGAAGCAUGUCAUCAUUAAACAGAUCCCCGUGGAACAGAUGACAAAAGAGGAGCGACAGGCGGCCUUGAAUGAGGUCAAGGUCUUGUCUAUGUUAUCCCACCCUAACAUUAUCCAGUAUUACGAGAACUUUCUUGAAGACAAAGCUCUAAUGAUUGUUAUGGAGUAUGCUCAAGGUGGUACAGUGAUGGAUUAUCUGCAGUCAAGAAAUGGAAUUUUGAUGGAAGAAGAGGAGAUUCUGAAGUUCCUCGCUCAGAUGCUUCUCUCCAUUCAACAUGUCCAUUCCAAACAGAUUUUACACAGGGACUUAAAGACACAGAAUAUUCUUUUGGACAAAAAGAGAGAAGUGGUGAAAAUAGGAGAUUUUGGAAUUUCGAAAGUUCUCAGCAGCAAAAGUAAAGCUUAUACUGUGGUUGGAACACCUUGUUACAUCUCUCCAGAGUUGUGUGAAGGAAAACCCUACAACCAGAAGAGUGACAUAUGGGCCCUGGGUUGUGUGCUGUAUGAGUUAGCGAGUCUUAAACGAGCCUUUGAAGCAGCAAACUUGCCAGCACUUAUCCUGAAGAUUAUGCGGGGAACAUUUUCUCCAAUCUCUGCAAAUUACAGCGAGGAGUUACGGGCUUUGAUCCUGGGCAUGCUUCACUUGGAUCCAAACAAGAGACCAAACAUCAAUCAGAUUAUGGCCCAGCCCAUUGUAAUUAAUGCCUUAAUGACCCUUCACACGGACUUAGGGAGAAUACCCUGUACAAGAGUUAGUCGUCCGAUCCCUCACUCCACGGCUGCCAGAAAUCGACUAUCCACUCGGGGCAUCAUGACACCACGAGAUGCUCUCUCAGCCAAGCCCCCAGCCUUGAGCUCGGUGUUUUUUUGGGGCAUUGGUGUGUCUUCUCCGAUAAAGCUCCCCCUUCCAAGCAGCGAUACCCAGGUUACUCAAGUGUCGACUGGUCGCACCCAGAAAGCUGCCGUCACCAAGAAUGGUCGACUGUUCGUGUGGGAGUCCUCCACGGUGGGAACAGACACUCUGAUCCCGGGGGCCACGGAGAGCCACACUCCCACCUAUGUCCCCAGAUAUCUGGAGGGUCAGUCAGGGGUCAAUAUUCAACAUGUGGCUUGUGGUGACCUUUUCACAGCUUGUCUGACAGAUCGAGGAAUCUUAAUGACCUUUGGCAGUGGAGUGUAUGGCUGUUUGGGACAUGGCAACUAUAAUGAUGUCGCACAGGCAAAAAUAGUGGAAGAUUUACUGGGUUAUGAAGUUAUUCAAGUGUCAUGUGGUGCAUCACACGUUCUGGCAGUGACCAAUGAGCAUGAAGUGUUUUCCUGGGGAAGAGGAGACAAUGGUCGGCUUGGUUUGGGUGAUCAGGAGUCAUACUCUUCUCCCCGCCCUGUCUCGAUCCCGGAGCCUCUCCGUCCAUCGUCUGUACACUGUGGUGUGGACUGUUCUGUGAUUCUGACCCUGGAUAACAAACUUUUGUGCUGUGGUAGCAACAGGUACAACAAGCUGGCUUUGGACAUCAUCACGACAGACGGAACCUGUAUGAAGCUGAUAGAUGAAAUCCACACCUUUGUCCAGGCAGCUUCUCACCCAAUAGGAAACCUUCUCGUGAAAGGUGUUGCCAUGGGAACCUCCCACACUGCUGCAGUAACAGCUGAAGGUCACUGCUAUACAUUUGGUAACAACCAGUUUGGACAGCUCGGUAACCAGGUUAGCAACAGUCGACAACCACAGGAAGUGAACAUCGCACAGACUCAGAAGGUUGCCAUGGUAGCAUGUGGAGACACCUUUACAGUUGUUGUGGCAGAUGAAGGAGAAGUUUAUUCUUUUGGAAACCAGUCCCGGGGUCGCCUAGGACGACCCGAAGAAGACCCGACAGAGCCCAGGAAAGUUCCUUUUGUGGGAGAGGAUCCCUUCAUUGUGGUGUCCAUGUCAUGUAGUCAUGGCAACACACUCCUGGCCACCCGACCCACACAACAAAUGAAUGGAGAAAACAUAUGAGAUUGAUGAGUGAAACUUCUUCCAUUGGUGGGGGAAACAAUCAGCAACUCUACAGACCAAGGAUUAAAUGUUCUAUGCCAAACAUAACAGAACACAGAUUACAUGUUAACAGCACACAGAUUUGCUGCAUAGAGUAGUCAGGAACUGCCAUACAAAAUAACAACAGUUGUACAUGUAUAGAAAACAGAGGUCAGUAGUGAUCAGGAAACUUAAAGAGCUGCAAUCUCACAUGACAACAUUGUCCUUAUAACUCCUCUCACAGUUUAGAAGCUAGGGUCUUUGUAACUAACUAGAUGUGCAUAGUGCAAGGAUUUUGAUACUCAACAAUUCUCAAUUUUCUUUGAUGUUUUCAAUAUUUAAAGGUUGUUGAACUUGGUCAAAUUUGGGGAAAUAUUUUACACACAGAAUUCUUGGUUUGUCUAUCUACCUCUUGUCACAGUUUUAAGCUAAGACCUUUCACUCAUACAAUGCAAAGAAAGUAUGUCACAGCCUUAUGAUGGCUGAUACUACCUGAAGCAAAGUUCUACUAAUUAUGGCUUAAGAAAAACACCCUAUGUAAGCAUUUUCACGGGCGUAUUAUGUACUGUUUGCGGUACUCUUGUUAUAUUAUACCACAAACAUGCCGAUACAGCGCAACAAUAAAUGUAUAACCUAGGGGUGUGUAUUGCUCAAGAUUUUCCGAUAUGAUGAUACAAUAUUUUCUGAUGUGAUAUCCGAUAUAUUGGAUUUACAAUGUAGUUAAGCAUUUUCUGAAGUAAAAUAUCAAAAUAAAAAAAAAUGAAGUAGUUUAAUAUCUUUUAUUUCAUAACAAAACAAACAAUGACAAUUAAAGUCUGAGGAAUCUGCGAUGUGUCACAAUGUAAAAGCGGGUAUUAAUGAAAGUCUGAGGAAUCUCCAAUGUCACAAUGUAAAAGCGGGUAUUAAAGUCUGAGGAAUCUCUGAUGUGUCACAAUGUAAAAGCGAGUAUUAAAGUCUGAGGAAUUUCCGAUGUGUCACAAUGUAAAAGCGGGGAUUAAAGUAUGAGAAAUCUGCGAUGUGUCACAAUGUAAAAGCGAGGAUUAAAGUCUGAGGAAUCUGCGAUGUGUCACAAUGUAAAAGCGGGUAUUAAUGAAAGUCUGAGGAAUCUCCAAUGUCACAAUGUAAAAGCGGGUAUUAAAGUCUGAGGAAUCGUGUUCCUGUUAGAAGCCAUUUUUAAAUUAUGAACUUCGAUCCUGACUAUUAAAAGGGCUGUUUUUAAACCCGACAUUAUAUCGUAUCGUAGAAACACCAUAUCGUAUAUCGCUGGACAGACGUAUACCGGUACAUUUCGAUAUAUUGAUUCACCCCUAGUAUAACUCCAGAUACCACCAAGUCCAGUAAUCUGUUAAUGAUUAAAGCUAAAAAUGGUCAACCACCCAUUACCGCAGCGUUUCCAUUGGGGAUCAAUUUCCGUGUUUUAUACCGCACGACAAUAUCUAAUCCACAAAUACAUUAAUGUCCAGGAGACACACACUGCCUUCUAGAACUGUAAAUCAAUCAUGCAUUUAGAUGUUGUUGGAGCCUUAGAACUAGAUUUAGACACCAGUAGUCCCCGAAGUGUAGCAAUGUAAAUGCGAGAUCGAUUGUUUUAGAAAGCUUUGUACUAUGCAUUUUCCGUCCAUAUCAGCAUUUGUGCCAAGUGUUCAGUAUUGUUUUUUUUGUUUAUUGAAAUUGUAACUACGCUGAAUUUGUAACAUGAUGUUAUUGCAUUUGAUGAAGUGCCAAUAUAGAAAUGUGUGCAAUAAAUACUUGUAUAUCUAGU